AUGAAAUGCUGUAGUUUGUCUCUGUGUUCAGGUGGAUCACUGAUCCUGCAGAGUCCUGUCCUCCCUGUGAUGGAGGGAGAUGAUGUCACUCUGCACUGUAAAACAAACACCUCCAACCUCCCAGCUGAUUUCUAUAAAGAUGGCUCCUUCAUCAGGACUGAGCCUGCAGGUCACAUGACCAUCCACCAUGUUUCCAAGUCUGAUGAAGGCCUCUACAAGUGUAACAUCAGCAGUCAUGGAGAGUCUCCAUCCAGCUGGAUCACUGUCACAGAGAAACCCACCACAACCUCUCAGUCUACACCCCUCUCCACUCCCACGUCCACCUCUCAACCUCUCAUUUCAUGGUUUGUUCCAUCUGUCUGUGGUCUGGUUGUACUGAUGCUACUGUUUCUACUGGUGAUACUGGUGAGACGAUGUGUUCAGAGGAAACCUAAAGCUGCUAAAUUAGAAGUUGGAGAAGAUGACAUCACAGAUGACAUCACAUACAGUGACAUCAAAAUAUUGCAUCACCAGCCACAGCCAAUCAGACAGAGUAGAGAGAGUGAUCCAGCUGCAGUUUACUCAGCAGUGAAAACAACAGAAGACGUCAGUUAUGGACAAAUAGUCAUCAAAUCUAACAGGACGAGAGAGAGUGAUCCAGCUGCAGUUUACUCAGCAGUGAAAAGAACAGAAGACGUCAGUUAUGGACAAAUAGUCGUCAAAUCAAACAAGAGGAGAGCAUGUCCACCGGAGCCAGAGGUUGUCUACUCUUCACUGAGGUAGACCUCCACACCUUCACACCAGUCCAACCACUGAUGUCCAGCUGGCCUGUUACUGGUCUCCAGAGCCCCUCAGGCAGUAGUACAUUCAUUUUUUAAACAUAUUUUAUAUAUUUCAUGUUGUUCUCUCUAAAUUAGACUCAUGCAGCAACAGAAAGACAAACAACAGAUUCAUUUUCAGAUGUGUUUUUAGUGAAUAA
Thunnus maccoyii (southern bluefin tuna) is the source of this 958-nucleotide messenger RNA. RefSeq lists its product as uncharacterized. The coding region runs from base 1 to 762 and encodes 253 amino acids. Gene Ontology annotation, biological process: cell surface receptor signaling pathway. The record is from RefSeq and is a predicted model, not a curated record. The transcript has 6 exons. Gene Ontology annotation, molecular function: transmembrane signaling receptor activity. Lineage: Eukaryota; Metazoa; Chordata; Actinopteri; Scombriformes; Scombridae.